Molecule: messenger RNA, 980 nt
Organism: Cylicostephanus goldi
Lineage: Eukaryota; Metazoa; Nematoda; Chromadorea; Rhabditida; Strongylidae
Source: the annotation of a GenBank genome assembly
AUGCACCACCACCUCGAUGGUGAGGCACUACUCACAGCCUCUAUGUGUUCGGUAUUCGUUGCCCCACAAUACAAUGAGACCGUAAAUGUGACCUCAGAACUUGGUAAUAUAUCUCUUCAGUUUCUUUUUCAAGUGUUUAGUCUCCAUAAGAUUCCAGGGCCCAUGAGUCUGACCUUGUACCGAAAUGGUCCGGCAGACGUUCUCACCAUUCUCUUCUACGCCGUUGCUUGGAUAGUUGUGCAUGCCGUUAUCCAGGAAUAUAUUUUGGACAAGCUGCAAAGAAGGGCUCGGCUAUCCAAAGUGAAAACCUUCAAAUUUACUGAAUCCGGACACAUGUCCCUAUUUGCUUUAUAUUCUGCUUGUCAUGCGGCAUACGUUAUCUCAGAUUUUAUGCAAAAUUAUACUGAUGUGAAAAGAAUCUGGCUGGGUUAUCCUGAAGAGCAUAGGUGGAUGAAUCUUAAUAUGAAGAUUUUCGCUAUUCUGCAGAUAUCUUACUGGGUUCAUCAGUUUCCGGAAUUUUACUUCCAAAAAAUGAAGUCAGAUGAGAUGCGACAAAGGACAAUUCUUUCGCUUUUACAUAUCUGUUUCAUCGGCGCUGCUUACGUCAUGAAUUUCAUGCGAUUCGCCGUUGUACUUCUGGCUCUUGAAUAUGCUUCGCAGACAAUUUUCCAUUUCUCGCGCCUCAUUCAUUUCCUCGAGAAGAAAGAGAUCGCCAAGAAUGGGUUUACACUAUGGAAUAUCGUCUUUCUUGUAGUUCGCUUGGCGUCAUCAGUAUUGACGGUGAUGACAUUCUGGUAUGGUCUGCGCCAGUCAGAGACGGCUUACAUAGAUAUAGCCAGUGGUAAUUACAACACAACAUAUGUUCGGUUAGUGCUCAUGUUGACAUUAUCUGCUAUUUCACUCACAAAUGAUUUUCAGCUUGAAUUGUCUGCUAGCUGUUCUAUCUCUACAGUUGUUCCAGCUGUGGAACUUUACUAGCU